Messenger RNA from Musa acuminata subsp. malaccensis (wild Malaysian banana), 1229 nucleotides. NCBI's taxonomy places the organism in Eukaryota, Viridiplantae, Streptophyta, Magnoliopsida, Zingiberales, Musaceae. The record is from RefSeq and is a predicted model, not a curated record.
AUGUUGUUUCAAGCGUGCUGCUGCUGGUGGAGCAUUUUUGGUUUCCAACUCUGAAACUUCGCCUUGUGUUCCUCAGCAUCGACUGUGGAUCUUCGGAGUCGUUCACCGACGAAAGAAACAUCGAAUGGGUAGGCGACAACUUGUACAUCGGGCAAGGCCGAAGCGUCGUCUUCGGGAACCGCGGUUUGCUCUCGCGGGUCAUGACCACACUCAGAGUCUUCGAAUCGAUGACGAAGAGCUGUUACCGGAUCGACGUUAGCGGCGGCAGACGAGUGCUCGUCCGUGCCAGCUUCAACUACGGGAACUACGACGGGAAGUCAUUUCCUCCAAGCUUCGGUCUGCAGUUCGGCGCCAACGACUGGGACACGGUGGUGACGUCGCUGGAUCAGCCGGUCUCGCACGAGGCGAUCUACGUGGUGGGCGGCGACGCCACCAGCGUGUGCGUCGCCCUGACGCUGACGAACCAGUUCCCGUUCGUGUCCACCAUCGAGGUCAGGAGCUUGGAGUGGAGCAUGUAUGCCCAUGUCGACCCCAGCCGUGCGCUAUUCCUGCGAAGAAGGGAGGCCUUUGGUGCACAGCAAAUCGUGAGGUACAAGGAUGAUGUCUAUGACCGUAUAUGGACCCCAAGCAUAAAAUCGAACGGGUGGACAGCACUCGCGAGUGAUACAAGUUUCAACGUCCCGGCUUUAGAGGAUAAGCCCCCAGCGUUGGUGCUACAGACUGCAGUAGCACCCACCCAACUAUCGAACUUGUCGAUUCCUCUCACUAAUCUAUCAACAUCCACAGUAACAAUCUACAUGAACAUGUACUUCUCGGAGAUGUCCGAACUAGAGUCCACUCAGAUGCGUUCCUUCGAGAUCUAUGUCGACGGCGUGAAUGUUUCAGCACCUGUAAGCCCACCUUAUCAGGAUUUCAUCGAGUUAUCCUUUGCUAACAUUACAGCAAACUCCAACACAGCCAUCGAGUUGAGGCCCACGGCUGACUCCACGCUUCCGCCAAUCAUCAGCGCCAUGGAGGUUUUCCUUGUCAGUGCGGCUCUGAGCAAUGGAACCAAUGCAGACGACGGUACGUCUUUGAUCGAAACUUCAUCCAAUGUUGAUAGCCGAUGCUCAAUCAAGCGAAUACGAAUGCUAAAAACUCCUGAUUUCAACAUGAUAGUGAACGCACUUGGGACUAUUGUCGUUGUCGCUGGAGUCUUGUUCGUGCUCCACCACCGCAAAAAGAAUUGA